This is a messenger RNA of Morchella sextelata, 216 nucleotides long. RefSeq lists its product as uncharacterized. Lineage: Eukaryota; Fungi; Ascomycota; Pezizomycetes; Pezizales; Morchellaceae. The coding region runs from base 1 to 216 and encodes 71 amino acids. The transcript has a single exon. The record is from RefSeq and is a predicted model, not a curated record.
AUGCCAAGCACCUGCACCACGGUUGGGCUCAGUCAGGCAUCCAACCCAAUCCCGUCCCGCGCGGUGCAGCGAGCGAGUGGGAGAGCGCAUGCGGGGUUCGCUUGCUACCUCCCUGCCGUGGACGAGGAGGACGAGGGGACGAGGAGGACGAGGAGGACGAGGAGGACGAGGAGGACGCUUUUUCUCUUUCACCUUGCUCUUCUCACAACUGCUUGA